AUGGGAGACUGGAGUUUCUUAGGUAAUAUUUUAGAGGAAGUCAACGAACACUCAACUGUGAUUGGCCGUGUUUGGCUUACAGUGCUCUUCAUCUUCCGUAUUCUGAUUCUGGGCACAGCAGCAGAGUUUGUCUGGGGAGACGAACAGUCCGAUUACGUGUGUAACACAGAGCAGCCUGGUUGUGAGAAUGUCUGUUAUGAUGAGGCUUUCCCCAUCUCCCACAUCCGCCUUUGGGUGCUGCAGAUCAUAUUUGUUUCCACUCCUUCACUGGUUUAUGUAGGCCAUGCUGUCCAUCACGUCCACAUGGAAGAAAAGCGCAAGGAGCGCGAAGAAGCAGAGCUUAGCCGCCAGCGAGAAAUAAACGAGGAGCAGCUACCUGUGGCAGUGGACCAGGGAAGCGUUCGCACGACCAAGGAGGCUAGCCCCAAGGUGAGCAAAAAGUUUCGCCUUGAGGGCACUCUACUCUGCACCUACAUCUGCCAUAUCAUCUUCAAGACGCUGUUUGAGGUGGGCUUUGUGGUGGGACAGUAUUUUCUGUACGGCUUCCGCAUCUUGCCACUGUACAAAUGCAGCCGCUGGCCCUGCCCCAACACAGUGGACUGUUUUGUGUCACGGCCCACUGAGAAGACCAUCUUUAUCAUUUUCAUGUUGGCUGUGGCUUGUGUCUCACUAUUCCUCAACUUUGUGGAGAUUAUCCACCUGGGUUUGAAGAAGGUCCGCUUCGUGUUCCGCCGGCCAGCUCCAGCCCCAGUUGAGAGCUUUGGUCCUCCUGAGCGGAGCCUGCCGUUCCUUCUCACUCCUCCGAUUCACAAGGCUAAAGGCUACAAGCCCCUUGAGGAGGACACCAAGGAGGAGGAGGUUGCACACAUCUUCCCGCUGUCUGAAGUAGGUAUGGAGGCAGGCCAGCUCCCUACACCCUCUCAGGAGAUGGAGCAGAAAGGGGUGCAGGAGGCAGCAGUACCCACAGCACCCCCUGUAGAGGAGACAGUGAUUUGUGAUGAGAUUUUGCCUUCCUUCACUGAAGUCACAGAGACCCUGCUUGAGUUACCACAAGAAGAAGAGAUAUGUAGAGAAGGAGAUGAAGUAGAUAGUUUUAGGAUGGCUACACCAUUGGAAGAGCAGUCAGAGAAGGGGACUUUGGAGGAGAUAGUUGAUUCAAAAAAGGACGAUGAGGAGCAAAGCCUAGGGGACUUGGCCAGUAAAGAGACAGUGAUGGAUGAGAAGCUGGACAUGGAGAGUGAGUCUGAACAGGGUAUACUAAUUGAGAAGCAAAAGCCUGAGGAAGGGGAGGCAGAGGUAGAGGAGGUUGUAGAAACUCCAGUGGAAAAGCCAGUGACUGAAGAACUUCCUGAAGUUGAGGAGUGUGCAUUACACACUGAAGGGACAGGAGAUGGUAGGAGCUUGCCUGAUGUGGUGGAGGACAGGACAGAAAUUGAAGGUUUGGAAGGAGAGGAAAAUGUAGCACAGGCAGAACCCGUAUGUCAGGAGGAAUCUUUAGAGGAGGUGAAAUCUCUAGGGGAGGUGGAUGUAGUUGAGGAGAUCAAGGGGUCAGAAAUAUUGGAGUGUGCUGAGGAGGCACCUUCUUUAUGUCAGGUAGUAGAAGCAAAAGAAUCGGAAACUUCAUCUAACACAGAAUCCAUAGACAACGUAAUGGAUGCAGGUGAGCAGUUAGAGGUUUCAGCCGAUGCUAUGGACAUGAGCAAGGAACAGCCUUCCGGUGAAAUGGGCAAUCCAGAGGAGACUAAGAGUUCUGCCAGUCUUGAUAGUCUGGGGAAGGCUGAAGCUCCUGGAAUGGUGGAGAGUCCUGGACUGGUGGAGAGUCCAGAACUAGAGGCUAAUUUGCAAGAGCAGGAGGUCCUAGAACAGGUGAUUGCAGUCCCUCUCGUACCACUGGAAUUGGAGACAACAGAGACACUGGAAGACACGAGACCCUUAAGUCGCCUUAGCAAAUGGAACAGCAGAGCCAGGUCAGAUGAUCUUAUGAUUUAA
This is a messenger RNA of Colossoma macropomum (tambaqui), 1989 nucleotides long. It is a transcript of the gene gja8a, whose product is annotated as gap junction protein alpha 8 paralog a. Lineage: Eukaryota; Metazoa; Chordata; Actinopteri; Characiformes; Serrasalmidae. The record is from RefSeq and is a predicted model, not a curated record. Bases 1 to 1989 code for a protein of 662 amino acids. Gene Ontology annotation, cellular component: connexin complex. Gene Ontology annotation, biological process: cell communication. The transcript has a single exon.